UGACUGACGCUCUCACACACCCACACAGAGACAGGCAGGGAGGGGAGGGAGGAAGGGAGGCAGAGGGGCUGACAUUCACUGCUGCAGAUCAGCGGCUGAUCAUUGCUCACAGGAGACAGACAGAUGGCAGCGGCUCACAGUGUUAUCGUGUAUGGAGGGAAAGGCGCCCUGGGAGCCAAGUGUGUGCAAUUCUUCAAAGCCAAGAGCUGGUGGGUUACCUCCAUUGAUCUUACCCCUAAUGAAGAAGCCAAUGCAAAUGUGGUGGUGAAAAUGUGUGACUCCUUCACAGAGCAGGCGGAGCAGGUAACAACAGAAGUUGCCAGCCUCCUUGGGGAGAAGAAAGUGGAUGCCAUACUGUGUGUAGCAGGGGGAUGGGCAGGUGGCAGUGCAAAGGCAAAAUCCCUUUAUAAAAAUACUGACCUGAUGUUGAAGCAAAGCGUGUGGACGUCAACUAUUUCCAGUCACUUAGCUACAAAGCAUCUUAAAGAAGGAGGCUUGCUGACACUAGCCGGAGCCAGUCCUGCCUUGAGUGGCACACCAGGAAUGGUGGGCUAUGGCAUGGCCAAGGCAGCCAUUCAUCAGCUGUGUCGGAGUCUGGCUGGAGAGAACAGUGGAUUGCCACCCGGGACUGCUGCUGUCGCUAUCCUGCCUGUUACCUUGGAUACACCAAUGAACAGGAAAUCGAUGCCCAAUGCAGAUUUCAGCUCUUGGACACCACUAGAAUUUAUUGCUGAAACUUUCUUUAACUGGACUGAAAAAUCAACCAGACCUGCCUCAGGAAGUCUAAUUCAGCUUAUCACAACUGGGAACAAGACUGAGCUGGUUCCUGCUCAGCUUUAAGAUGUAAUUAGUACACAAUAGGAGUGUCCUAAAGUUUGAUUUUGCUUAUUCCAAAUUGAUUGUGCCAUUUAAUAUAUGUACUAGGAAAUGUCAAUACUGGUAUUAAUAUGGGGAGAAGGAACAAUAGAACAAAAUGCUUGAUGGUGACAUUUGAACUUUGUGGAGUCCUGUACCUCAGUGGUUAGAGCACUCGCUUUGCAAGUGAGAGACCUGAGUUCAAUUCCAGGCAGGGCGAAACCUUGGGCAAGUUUCCUUACUCCACACGCCUAAUAAUAAUCC
This is a messenger RNA of Callorhinchus milii (elephant shark), 1119 nucleotides long. RefSeq names its product dihydropteridine reductase. Gene Ontology annotation, cellular component: cytoplasm. The record is from RefSeq and is a predicted model, not a curated record. Gene Ontology annotation, molecular function: 6,7-dihydropteridine reductase activity; NADPH binding; NADH binding. Gene Ontology annotation, biological process: L-phenylalanine catabolic process; tetrahydrobiopterin biosynthetic process. The transcript has 7 exons. Bases 124 to 840 code for a protein of 238 amino acids. NCBI's taxonomy places the organism in Eukaryota, Metazoa, Chordata, Chondrichthyes, Chimaeriformes, Callorhinchidae.